Molecule: messenger RNA, 446 nt
Organism: Thalassophryne amazonica
Lineage: Eukaryota; Metazoa; Chordata; Actinopteri; Batrachoidiformes; Batrachoididae
Exons: 4
Coding region: 90-446 (118 amino acids)
Source: RefSeq, a predicted model, not a curated record
UGUGACGUGGACUCCGUCAUCAAACACUCAGUGAGGCAUGCUGGCUUGUUCACUCUGUGGAGACGCUGGACACAAAUGCAACAUUCAGGAUGCAGCGGCAAGAAAGCCUGGCUUCUGACUCCCUGUCAGAUGUGCGAUGCCCGUUGAGACACUGGAUGCCACGUGGUCACUCGUGUGAAGAGCGAGUUGUGUCAAACUCAAAGUACUCUCUGGUCGCUGACUGUCACAAUGACAAGGCGGAGAGGCGCUCAGCUUCGGGAAAAGUCCAUCUUUUGCGGCGCACCAUCAGUGUCCCAGUGGAGACGCAGUUUACAGAUUUUCACAGCCAGCUGUCCACUAAGAGCAGAGAGGCGCUCAGCUUCGGGAAAAGGUCCAUCUUUGCGGCGCACCAUCAGUGUCCCAGUGGAGACGCAGUUUACAGAUUUUCACAGCCAGCUGUCCACUAA